CUCUGAUCGUGAAGGCUGAUCAGCUGAUAUUUCGUUGAGGGCUGUGUGUGGAAUAGCGUUGAAAACUGGGAGCCAGGAGUGGAAGACCAGUAGCUAGCUACAACAAUACUAGAUAUCCAGGAGAAUCCCAUUGAUCGCUGUGCUGAGCAGGUGCACCACACUACGCCAUUAUGGGGGAACUCUUCAGAAGUGAGGAGAUGACCCUGGCCCAGCUCUACCUCCAAUCAGAGUCUGCCUACUGCUGCGUCAGCGAAUUGGGAGAGAUCGGAAUGGUGCAAUUCCGUGAUUUGAACCCAGACGUGAACGUGUUUCAGCGCAAGUUUGUCAACGAAGUGCGUCGAUGUGAGGAGAUGGACCGCAAGCUUCGGUUUGUGGAGAAGGAGAUCAAGAAAGCCAACAUUCCAAUGGUGGACACGGGAGAGAACCCAGAGGUCCCCCUCCCUAGGGACAUGAUUGACCUGGAGGCCACUUUUGAGAAGCUGGAGAAUGAGCUUAAGGAGAUCAACACCAACCAAGAGGCCCUGAAGAAGAACUUCCUAGAGUUGACGGAGCUCAAGCACAUCCUGCGCCGCACCCAGCAAUUCUUCGACGAGGUCAACUCCACUAUGGAGGACCCCAACCUGCUGGAGGAGUCGUCUACCCUGAUGGAUCCCACUGAAGCAGGGACCCGUGCUCCUCUCAGACUGGGGUUUGUUGCCGGGGUGAUCAGCAGGGAGCGCAUUCCCACGUUUGAGAGGAUGCUGUGGAGGGUUUGCCGUGGUAACGUGUUCCUGAGGCAGGCAGACAUUGAAGACUCGCUGGAGGACCCUGCCACGGGUGACCAGGUCUAUAAGUCUGUCUUCAUCAUAUUCUUCCAAGGAGAUCAGCUGAAGACUCGGGUUAAGAAGAUAUGUGAAGGGUUCCGAGCAUCACUGUACCCCUGUCCAGAGACCCCCCAGGAGAGGAAGGAGAUGGCUGCAGGGGUGGCCACCCGUAUCGAUGACCUGCAGAUGGUGCUGAACCAGACGGAGGACCACAGACAGCGGGUCCUGCAGGCUGCAGCCAAGACCGUCAGGGUGUGGUUCAUCAAGGUGAGGAAGAUGAAGGCCGUCUACCACACCCUGAACCUGUGCAACAUCGAUGUCACCCAGAAGUGUCUGAUCGCCGAGGUGUGGUGCCCUGUGUCAGACAUGGACUCAAUCCAGUUCGCCCUGCGGAGAGGCACGGAGAAGAGUGGUUCCACCGUUCCCUCCAUCCUCAACAGGAUGCAGACCAAGCAGACCCCGCCCACCUUCAACAAGACCAACAAGUUCACCUCGGGCUUCCAGAACAUCGUAGACGCCUACGGUAUCGGGAACUACCGCGAGAUGAACCCAGCCCCAUACACCAUCAUCACUUUCCCCUUCCUAUUCGCUGUCAUGUUUGGGGACCUGGGCCACGGGGUGCUCAUGACCUGCGCUGCCCUCUACCUGGUCCUGAGAGAGAGCCGCCUGGUCGCCCAGAAGAACGACAACGAGAUGUUCAGCAUGGUGUUUGCUGGGCGCUACAUCAUCCUACUGAUGGGCAUCUUCUCGAUCUACACCGGCAUCAUCUACAACGACUGUUUCUCCAAGUCCCUCAACCUGUUUGGGUCUGGCUGGAGCGUCAGGCCCAUGUUCGACCCCCGCGCUAACAACCUCACCUGGUCGUUUCAGACACUUGAUGAAAACAAGGUUUUACAGUUGGACCCCGCGGUAAGAGGAGUCUUCAAUGGACCUUACCCCAUUGGCAUUGACCCAAUCUGGAACAUCGCCACCAACAAGCUGACCUUCCUCAACUCCUUCAAGAUGAAGAUGUCAGUGAUCCUGGGGGUCAUCCACAUGCUGUUUGGAGUGUCUCUCAGUCUCUUCAACCAUCUGUAUUUCAAGAAACCCCUGAACAUCUACCUGGGCUUCAUCCCAGAGAUUGUGUUCAUGGCCAGUCUGUUUGGGUACCUGGUCAUCCUGGUCUUCUAUAAGUGGUUGGCCUACGACGCUCACACCUCCAGAAAUGCUCCCAGUCUUCUCAUCGCCUUCAUCAACAUGUUCCUGUUCAACUAUAGCGACCCCACCAACCAACCCCUCUACAGAGGACAGAUGGUUAUUCAGACGCUGCUGGUGUUGAUAGCCCUGGCGUGUGUUCCCUGUAUGUUGAUAGUGAAAACCCUGGUUAUGCGGCGACAGUACCUCUGGCAGAAGAACUUGGGCACCCAGAACUUUGGGGGGAUCCGGGUGGGAAACGGCCCCACGGAGGACCAGGCUGAGAUCCUCCAGCAUGACCAGCUCUCCCAGCACUCGGAGAACGACGAGCAUGAGGCCCCCGAGGAGGAAGUGUUUAACUUUGGGGACGUGGCUGUGCACCAGGCCAUCCACACCAUAGAAUACUGUCUGGGCUGCAUCUCCAACACAGCUUCCUACCUACGCCUAUGGGCCCUCAGCCUGGCCCACGCACAGCUGUCAGAGGUUCUGUGGACCAUGGUGAUGCACCUUGGCCUGUCCUCCAGGAGCUUUGGGGGUUUCGUUGCCCUGUCCAUCAUCUUCGGGGCCUUCGCCGUCCUCACUGUCUGCAUCCUGCUCAUCAUGGAGGGCCUGUCUGCCUUCCUGCACGCACUGCGUCUGCACUGGGUGGAAUUCCAGAAUAAGUUCUACGUAGGCCAGGGCUUCAAGUUCCUCCCGUUCACCUUUGAAAGCAUUCUGGAGGGAAGGUUUGAGGACUGAACACUGUCCUGACCACUGCUCCUAUAACCUCACUCUGUUCCUCUUGACAGCCAAUGUGAUGUUGGUGUAAGGUAGACUCCACCCACCCUGGGUGUUGCCAUAGGAACCCAUGUGAUUAACUCUGAGCUCACUGGUCAGGAUCUUGGGUAAAAUAGCUCUUUCUGAAAAUCUGAAGUUAAUGAUGUCGUUAUUUCACAUCCUGGUGCCGUGAUUGUUUUGUUUGUUGGGUAAAUUAUUUAAUGUGUUUUUGUUGUUGUGAAACCUGUCCAAUGAUGUGUUUGAACCUCACUGUGAGAAUUGCACUUCUGAUCAUUGUAAACAAGGACUAGCUUUCCGGUAGUCUAAAUUGAGUUAAUCUACAGAUUGUCAUUGAUACAGUAGAUGUCCAUGGAAAAUGAGAGAAAAUGGCACCAGGCUCAGAUCCAGUAAAGGAGAUUACUGGAGGGAUUUAAGUGUUUGUUUGUUUUUUAGUUGUCCCUUGUCCUUACAUCUCCCUCUCACAUCGCUGCUCAUAUUAAUACACAGAACACAUAGAAAAAAUGUUCACCCACACAUCAAAUCAGACCGACCUCUACUGUAAAAAAGUCUAAAGGGAAUGAAUUCUACCAUUAUACUCAUGAUAGCAGUUUCUUCUCUAUGUGAUGCAGUGAAUUGAAUCUCUUAUGUAUCAGAGGUAGAUCUUGACACAUGUCCUAUAAUUUUCUGCUAUUUUUGACUUGAUGUGUAUACUGACGGCACCGUUUUCGACUACAUGUUACCCAGUGAACUAUGGGUAACAUGUCUGUCACGUGUCAUAUUAGUGUGGAGUAUUUCAAUAGUGUUGAAAGUAGCUGGAUUUUCUGUAAUAAUCCGUGACUGAGAUUAUUGGUCAUUGUGUGUCUUGUUUUUGUUCCACACCUGUUUAAUGAAUUGUUCACACCGUGACUGUAGGCCCGUGUGAGGGGAGAGGGAAGGGCAGACCACACAACAGGAAUAUGUAAAGGAGAUCAGUGUAUUGUCAUAAAUAUGAGACAUCAACUAAAUCUGUAUAGGAGGGUAGUUGCAUUGAGAAUCUGUAUGUGUUUGUCAUUAAACCUGAAAGAGCUGGUUAAACAACUUAUUACAAUUAUUCUGGCUGGGAUUGGUGGAGGGUCAUGUGUUUCAAGUGAGCAGUUAACAGAUCAAGUAAAUGUUGGGUUUUGAGUGUGGUAAGAUGCCAUUAAGUGGAUAAUAAUUAAUUGAAUGCUAGCACCACACUUUAUUUUUUACAUUUAAUUCCAACACUUUUUGGGGGGGUAUUAUGGCAAACGGUUAAUGCAUUAUGCAUGCUUUCAAAAUCCAUUCACAAACAUCAAGGUCUAAGCCUGUGCUAAAACUGAAACUUUGGCUAUAUGAAUACGGGGUUGACAAAAGCCAAACCAAGGGCACUUUCUGGUGGUUACUGAGUGUAGUGCAGGUAUGGUUUCAGUAUCUAGUUUCUCAGGAGUCCCCAUGAGGGAGCUAUUGGACUGGAGUUAUCACUGGUCAAGCAGCCAAAAGCUUAUUCACUUGAAUCAUUCUAGUAAUGUAAAUGUUAUUCAGUAGACAGUGCUCUGUUCUUCAAAACUAGCUGUCAACGGAAGGAAACUUUAUUUGCGCUGUAAGGGAGCUUUUCCUUGGCUGUCCUACCAGAAUCCGAUAUGUGUAAAAAGGUCUUAAUAACAUCAGCUAAAAUGUCUCGGUGACACAUCAAUUAUUUGAAUGACCUGCUCUACAUGUGUACUUUGUGGCUGGAAUGUGAUAUAUUAAAGCUCCGUGCAAACAGAAAUGAGUCCAGAAACAGCUGAGCCCUUACUGUAACACUCAUCCGCUCUCACAUGAUGGGUCUUUCUUAUAGUAAAACCACUUUUCAUUGCAUAAUGG
Molecule: messenger RNA, 4595 nt
Organism: Salvelinus namaycush (lake trout)
Lineage: Eukaryota; Metazoa; Chordata; Actinopteri; Salmoniformes; Salmonidae
Product: V-type proton ATPase 116 kDa subunit a1-like
Exons: 22
Coding region: 171-2714 (847 amino acids)
Biological process (GO): proton transmembrane transport; vacuolar acidification
Cellular component (GO): vacuolar proton-transporting V-type ATPase, V0 domain; plasma membrane; vacuolar proton-transporting V-type ATPase complex
Molecular function (GO): ATPase binding; proton-transporting ATPase activity, rotational mechanism
Source: RefSeq, a predicted model, not a curated record